Molecule: messenger RNA, 1140 nt
Organism: Populus trichocarpa (black cottonwood)
Lineage: Eukaryota; Viridiplantae; Streptophyta; Magnoliopsida; Malpighiales; Salicaceae
Product: aquaporin TIP2-1
Exons: 3
Coding region: 189-932 (247 amino acids)
Biological process (GO): transmembrane transport; water transport
Cellular component (GO): membrane
Molecular function (GO): water channel activity
Source: RefSeq, a predicted model, not a curated record
GACAGCACCGUGAAAAGACCUUAUUGGAUAUGGAUGGAGCCAUUGUACACAGCACAUUCCCUUCUUCAUCCUCCAAAAGAAAAGAAAAAGAAUUAUGCAACUCAUGACUCCGUUUAUAUAUUUAACUACAAUUCUUCUCCCAUUUCCCGGAGUUCCCCUUCAGCUAUAGCCUGUUAAUUCUUUCAAAGAUGGCUAGAAUAGCCUUUGGUCGCUUUAAUGAUUCUUUCAGUUUAGGCUCUCUCAAAGCCUAUCUUGCUGAAUUUAUCUCGACUUUGCUCUUCGUUUUUGCUGGUGUUGGCUCAGCCAUGGCUUACAAUAAGCUGACAGGUGAUGCAGCUCUUGAUCCAGCCGGGCUAGUAGCCAUUGCUGUUUGCCAUGGAUUUGCGCUCUUUGUUGCAGUUGCUGUUGGUGCCAACAUCUCCGGUGGCCAUGUCAACCCUGCUGUCACUCUUGGCUUGGCUCUUGGUGGUCAAAUGACCAUCCUCACCGGCAUAUUCUACUGGAUUGCCCAACUCCUUGGCUCCAUCGUUGCAUGCUACCUUCUCAAAGUUGUCACCGGAGGCUUGGCAGUCCCCAUCCACAGUGUUGCAGCUGGAGUAGGAGCCAUUGAAGGAGUCGUCAUGGAGAUCAUCAUCACGUUUGCCUUGGUUUACACUGUCUACGCAACUGCUGCUGACCCCAAGAAGGGAUCCCUCGGCACCAUUGCCCCCAUUGCCAUCGGUUUCAUUGUUGGUGCCAACAUCUUGGCUGCAGGCCCAUUUUCUGGUGGGUCCAUGAACCCAGCCCGAUCCUUUGGGCCAGCUGUGGCUAGUGGUGACUUCCAUGACAACUGGAUCUACUGGGUUGGGCCUCUUAUUGGUGGAGGGCUAGCUGGACUUAUCUAUGGAAACUUAUACAUCACUGAUCAUAGUCCUUCGUCCUAUGAGUUCUAAGUCAGUCUAAAAUAAAUUACUCAACUUGAGCUUCACUGUGCCGCAUUUGUCUUUGUAAGAAAGAAAGGGAAGCAGAUUAUGCUAUUCUUCCUUUUCGUUGCUUUUUUUUUUAAAAAAAAAAAAAAACCAUUCAUCAAGUCUAUCAUCAUGUUGUCAAGAACCAUUUGCUUUAUGAGAAUGAAGGGAGUGUGUGGAUACUUUUUUUUCA